Tarenaya hassleriana is the source of this 2013-nucleotide messenger RNA. RefSeq lists its product as uncharacterized. NCBI's taxonomy places the organism in Eukaryota, Viridiplantae, Streptophyta, Magnoliopsida, Brassicales, Cleomaceae. The transcript has 6 exons. The coding region runs from base 1 to 1809 and encodes 602 amino acids. Gene Ontology annotation, molecular function: protein heterodimerization activity. The record is from RefSeq and is a predicted model, not a curated record.
AUGGCGCUUCUCGGCGACGAUGGCCGAGGCUUCGAUCUGGCGAGGAGGCUGGAGGCCGCCGGCGUCUGGCGGACAUGGCUCGGCGAUUCUCUCUACUCCUCUUUCCACCAUUACCUCUCUUCUCCUUCUUCUUGGGACUCCCUCAUGCGCGUCGACGACUCCAAGUCUAGGGUUCAGAUCCUCCUCCUGCUCCGCGUUCGCGCCCUUCUCUUCGACAAAGCCACCGUCCCCUUCCUCCUCCGCUCCCAACCCAACACUAGCUCCUCCUCCUCCGCCGCAGCCGCCGUCUCCAAGCUCAAUCCUAAUUAUUUGCAGCUGCAUGGAGAUGACGUUUACUACACGUUGGAGAACUCUUCGCCUGAUGGAGCUUAUCAGCGAGAGAAUCCGACACUGUCCAAGAACCAAUCCAAACCCGGUUUUUCCUCUGGGGCAAGAGGCAGCGAGUCCAAUUCUUGUAAUUUAUCACAGAGAUCCAGGAACGAUGACUUGCCAGAAUCUUGGUACAGUCAGUUCAUUUCAAGGUAUGGUUUCAAAUAUGGAGUUUCAGUCGGAGACCGAGAAUCUGACAAGCGCACCCCUGAGGGGAUGUCCACUUACCUCAGAAUCGUGGAAACCCACAAGAGAAAGCGUGCAUCUUUUCAGGAAGAUCAGAAUCCCGGGAGUUCAGCCCAUAUGGGUAGAUAUAAUGCACAUCCGAAUCCUGUAUUCGAUGGGAGUUCUCCAGAAGAUGAUAUACUUUUUCUUCCCGAGACAAUGUUUAGGAUGAAUUGUGUGCCUGAAACAGCCCUUCCACUGAUUACCAGAGUGCAAGACAACUCGAAAGUAGAGUGUUAUGGAGUGCUCGAUACUCUGCCUCAAGUUACAUCCAGGAGUCAUGUUAUGAUCGAGAGGCUUGGGAUAAUGCCUGAGUACCUUAGCAUGGAACAGAGAGGAGGUUUGCGCCGUAAAAAAAGUGACAAACCGGGGCUUAGUGAAGACCAAGCAGCACAAAUGUCACGAAAAGUUGUAGCACGCAUGCUUAUGAACAUGGGUUUUGAAGGGGCAACAGAGGUUCCGGUCGAUGUCUUCUCUCAGUUACUGAGCCGGCAUGUCUCUAAAUUGGGGGGCAUCUUAAAAGUUCUCACUGAUAGUUACAGGAAGCAGUGUUCAGCAAUUGAGUUGCUUAAGAUGUUUCUUCAUGCUACAGGAUACAGUAACCUUGGGAGCUUAUCGGAGCUGGUUAAGGACAACACCAGGAGCUUUGCCACUCCAAAUCAGCAGCAGCAACCGCAUGUGAUUCAGCAACAGUUGCAUCCACAGCAGCAACAAGCUCCCCCUCGGUUACCCCAGCAAAUCCCAAGGCAAAUGCAUCCACAGAUGCAGCAACAGAUGAUUCAUUCCCAAAACUUGACAUUUCAGCAACAGCAGCAGUUGGAGAGAAUACGUAGGCGUCAAGUGACAUCACCACGGCCCAACAUGGAAGUGGGCAUGGACAAGGAUCGGCCAUUGGUACAGGUCAAGCUCGAGAAUCCUUCAGAGCUGCCACCAGAUGGAAAUGUCUUCAACCCUAUGAAUGCCCGACACCAGCAACAACAGCAGCAGCUCAGGCAGCAACAGAUGGCUGCAAUGUCGAAUCUGCACCAACAGCCGGGCCAUAACCAAUUCAGGCAAUUGGCUUCUAUGCAAAUUCCUCAGAUGCAAGCUCCGUCACCGGGUAUGGUAAGGGCCCAGCCUGUGAAAGUUGAAGGGUUCCAAGAACUGAUGGGUGGCGAUUCUUCUCUAAAGCAGCAUGACUCUGACGAUAAGCUGAGGUCUCCACCAAGCAAAUAAACUUGUGAGGGGACAAGAACUGGCUUUUGUGCGGAGACAGAGACUAAACUACCCUGACCCACCAGGUUUUUGUUGUUGUUGUCCGAAAUCUAUGUGAAAGUGUCGUCCUUUUGGUUUAUAUUGAAAGGCAAAGAUGAGCAUGCCAUCUUUAUCUAUGUACAUGACAUGAAGCAAGCAGUAAAAAGGAGACUGGCAUUUUUUCUA